Tetrahymena thermophila SB210 is the source of this 954-nucleotide messenger RNA. RefSeq lists its product as hypothetical. Gene Ontology annotation, molecular function: GTPase activator activity; small GTPase binding. Gene Ontology annotation, cellular component: nucleus; cytosol; perinuclear region of cytoplasm. Lineage: Eukaryota; Ciliophora; Oligohymenophorea; Hymenostomatida; Tetrahymenidae. The record is from RefSeq and is a predicted model, not a curated record. The transcript has 11 exons. Gene Ontology annotation, biological process: activation of GTPase activity; nucleocytoplasmic transport.
AUGAAAUCACAACAAAAGAAGAAACAAAAACAACAAUAAAAAUAUACAAAUUUAAAAUAUUUUUUAAAAUACUUUGAGCCAACCGAUAAAGCCUUGCAUAUUGAUCUUAACUCAAAUAGUAUUGGAAACGAAGAUCUAUCUAGUUUAGGAAAGGUUUUAUCAACAUACAAAGAUCUCUAAACUUUAGUUUUAUGGUUAAGACAUAACUGCAUCAAAUAAGAAGGUCUUUCAAACUUUACUUAAAGUUUAACUAAAUGUAGAGAAAUUAAAUAAUUUACACUUUUGUACAGUCGUAAUAUAUUCGAAUUACAAACUGUAUAGCUUUUAAGUUAAUUAAUCGCAAAUUUAGUUAACCUCUAAACUUUAAAUCUUGAUUUAGCAUAAUUUUAAUCUCCUAACAAUUAUCAAUUUAAUGAAAACGAUGCAACCUUUUUAAGUUCUGCCUUAGAAAAGUUAACUAAUCUCUAAAGCCUAAAACUAUAAUUAAAUUCAUGUAAACUAAGCAACGAAAAGACGAGAAUUUUAGCAUCUGCAUUGAAAAAUUUGAGAAAUCUAAAAUAACUUAAUCUUGAUCUUGAAUUUAAUUAAAUUGGAAAUGAAGGUUUAUCCUCUUUAGCUUAAUCUUUUAAUUUUGAAAAUCUAUCAACUUUGAAACUCUAUUUAAGGGAUAACAAAUUCGGACUAGUAGGUUUGCAAAAUCUAUGCUAUGGCUUAUAAUAAUGCUAAAACUUAACAUUUCUCAUUCUUGAUUUAAGAAAUAUUCUACCAUAUAAUCACUUUGAAGAUGAAUAAGCUAUAUCUUUAAGUUCUGCUUUAAUUUAAUGCUUAAAUCUGAUAAAUUUCGAGCUAUUUAUGAAGUUAUCAAAUAAUAAAAGAAGUCUAAGAGCUGUAAAAACAAAUAUAAAUAAAAUAAAGUUUUUAACAUUGAAAAAAUUACAUUUUUAGAAUUAUUGA